Molecule: messenger RNA, 488 nt
Organism: Dicrocoelium dendriticum
Lineage: Eukaryota; Metazoa; Platyhelminthes; Trematoda; Plagiorchiida; Dicrocoeliidae
Source: the annotation of a GenBank genome assembly
AUGUGGAGCUCAAUCUGUACCGCGUUAAACCUCCCUGAAACAAAACCCAUUAGUCUCACAAGACUGACUCGCCACACUUCAUCUCCGAGCGCCGGUAAGCCAAGACUUCUGCGUGUUGACUUGCAGCCAGGCCCGGCUAUGGAGGAUGUCCUGUUGUCAGCACACCUACUCCGAAACAAUGCGUCUCUCGGCAUUUACCAAAUUCGUAUCUUCCCCGACAUCCCUUGGACUAAGCGCGCUGCGCGCAGACAGCAACUGACGCCACCCACUCAACCAUGCUCCAUCAUCGUGCAUGGCGUCCCAGAACUGCAUGCCCUUGACGCAACCUUACAACAACGACAACAGCAUGACUGUAAUCAAUGGCGGUUCCUUCAGCAGACACUAAAUAUUGUCAACGUAAUCACAACGGACGUUCACCGCCUACCUCGUCCAGCAAGUUAUACAGGAACAGCCCCCCAUCUCCUGAAAGUGACAUUCCUCACCGCUAG